Molecule: messenger RNA, 1176 nt
Organism: Miscanthus lutarioriparius
Lineage: Eukaryota; Viridiplantae; Streptophyta; Magnoliopsida; Poales; Poaceae
Source: the annotation of a GenBank genome assembly
AUGUCGUCGCCGGAGCCGCGCCGCGCACAGCAACGUCGCAGGCUUCCCGCGCCCGCCACUCCCGCCGCCUGUGGCGGCGGCGACGCCGGCGCUCUGCCCUUGGACGCGCUGUGCGAGAUCCUGCUGCGUCUCCCGGGCAAGCAGCUCUGCCGGCUGCGCACCGUGUGCCGGGCGUGGCGGUCCCUCCUCUCCGCCCCGUGGUUCGCCGCCGCGCACGCCGCGCGACGCCCGGAGCCCUACAUCGUUGCGUCCUACGCCGACGACGUGGACCUGGACCGCGACAGCCUCGUCGACGUCCUGGACAUGUCGUCGGGCCAGAUCGUCAGGCACGUGGCGGCAGGGAACGCGAGCGACAUGGUCGUGAGCGUGGCGGCCUCCGGUCUCGUCUGCGUCAAGACGAUCGACAGCGGCAGCUUCCGGUUGCUCGACCCGGUCACCGGAGCCGUGCACAAUUUAUCAGACAGGCUCGCACCAGAGCACGCUGCGCGAGGGUUCAGCCUGCGCGACUAUGGGGAGCCCGUGCACAUGUUUGGGCAGGUCGCCGGAACAUGCGAGCUCAAGGUGCUGCGGAUGCUUCCAUUUCGACAACGGCACGACGGCGGUGGCAGCGACCGUGACGACCUGUUUGAGGUCUGCACAUUCAGCAGCAGUGCACGGUGGAGGGGAAUGCAGGGACCUCCGAGGUCUUUCGUGUGGAAUGAAUGGACCAGGGUGGUCGUCGGUGGGGUGGUCUACUGCUUAAGCGUGGCGGCGUAUUUCGCCGUCGUGAAUCGCAGAGCCGAUGAGCAAGGCUGGAUAGUCCCGUUCGAUCUCGAGGCGGAGGAAUGGAGGCCAAGAAUCAAGGGACCCAGCGACCUCGUUGGUGGUGGCGGCCGGCACAAUUUGUAUCUGAAGCAGGUUACAUUGGCCAACCUGAAUGGUUCCUUGGUCAUUGUUCAUGGUUCAAGCCGUAAGAAGGAGGAUACCUUGACUGCUCCUAUGGUCACUCUUGUCCCCCUCUCUGCUGCUGACGCUACUUCGACAAGGGCGGAUUUGAUCAUCCUUAGCAGUGACAGUGAAGAUGAGGUUGAUUGGGAGGCGCUCGGCGCCGAAGACGAAGUCGACUGGGGCACCCUUGCUGUCGAAAAUGACGAUGAUGUCGAAUUUGUGGGUAGCGGGUCUCUGGCGAGGAACUGA